This is a messenger RNA of Venustampulla echinocandica, 1737 nucleotides long. RefSeq names its product MFS general substrate transporter. The transcript has 5 exons. The record is from RefSeq and is a predicted model, not a curated record. Bases 1 to 1737 code for a protein of 578 amino acids. Gene Ontology annotation, biological process: transmembrane transport. Gene Ontology annotation, molecular function: transmembrane transporter activity. NCBI's taxonomy places the organism in Eukaryota, Fungi, Ascomycota, Leotiomycetes, Helotiales, Pleuroascaceae.
AUGGGACUGGGCAUCCUAGAUCCCCGGCGGCCCACCGAGGUCCCAGGGACCACACGCUAUUUCGACGACCUCGAAGGCCUCGAAGGUGCUACAUCCACCUCGACAUCCGCCCAGGUCAAACGUGAUAAUGGUAUCAUCCUUGUACCCCAGCCAAGUGAUGAUCCAAACGAUCCUCUUAACUGGCCUCUGUGGAAGCGCGACUUGAUUCUCCUACUUUUGUCCAUCGUAUCCAUAUUCGCAACCUCGCUCGGCCCAAUCUUAGCUGCGAACACUAUUAGCUUGUCGGUGUUUUUCUCCGUCAAAUUCACAAAAGUCGCCAUCCUCACAGGCUGGUUCCUUUUCGGCGUGGGAAUUGCUGCCAUUUGGUUCGUUCCAUCCGCGCGAAUAUGGGGAAAGAGGCAUCUCUUCCUGCUUGGGACCAUCACCUUGAUAUUCUCGAGUGCGUGGGCCGGGGCAGCGGGUCACAGUUAUGGAAGCUUGGCCGGGGCAAGAUUUAUUCAAGGCAUCGGUGCGGCACCAUUUGAGACGCUGGUUAAUGCCGUCGUUGGAGAUAUGUACUUUGUCCAUCAACGUGGCAAGCGUAUGGCUUUGACCAACCUUGCUGUAUUUGGAGGUGCCUUCUUCACGCCCAUUGUGGUUGGCAAAAUCACUUACACGAUUGGCUGGCCUUGGACAUUUUAUUUUGUCUCCAUUUUUUGUGGCGUGAGCCUGCCUCUGGUCUACUUCUUUGUGCCAGAAACGACAUAUUGCCGAUCCGCCCAUCUAAACACCGAUACAGCCUCUUCAGUUGAUAUCCACCACCUCCAGAAACCACAUACACAUGAGCACACAACAGAUUUAAGCCCAAGCAACGCCCAAUCACUGGAGCUUUCAGAAGCCAGCAUUCAGAACCCUUCGGCUCAACCUGAAAGUCAAGAUCCGCCGACCCUCUUUACUGGCGCCGGGACACCUAAAAAGAGCUUCACAGAACUCCUCGUGCUCUUCUGCGGGAGGAUGUCACCCGAAAAGUUCUGGAAACUCGCCCUCCGACCCUUCCCCCUUUUCUGUCAUCCUGCCAUUAUGUGGGCAUGCCUGACUCAGGGGGCUAUGGUCGGCUGGACGGUAUUCAUUUCAGUCGUGAUUGCGGGCAUAUUUAUUGGGCCGCCGUUGUGGUAUGGCGAAGUUCAAACUGGGUACGCCUUCACGGGCGCAUUUAUCGGAGCUGUGGGGGGGUUCCUGCUGGCCGGAGCCGUGGCAGACUGGAGUGCCAAAGUCAUGACGCGACGAAAUGGCGGUAUUUACGAACCCGAGUUUAGAAUAGUGCUUGUUAUUCCCCAGCUCAUACUCGGCUGUACGGGGCUCUACCUCUUCGGCGCGACAUCUACACCUGCCGGGCUUAUUAAGCAUGGCUGGAUAGUGCCGGUCGUUGCCUUUGGCUUGCAGGUAGCAGGGAUGGUUAUCGGUGCCGUGGCGGCAUCACUCUAUCUGGUUGACGCCCAUCGUGACAUCGCCGUGGAGGCCUUCACCUGCACCAUCAUCUUUAAGAACUUCUUCUCUUUCGGGCUGACGUUUAGUGCAUACCAAUGGGUUAUCGGGCCUGGGGGGACUUUCAGAGUGUUCAUGUGGAUCUCCAGUAUCCAGGUCGUGGUGUGCCUACUGAGUAUUCCGAUGUAUGUCUUUGGGAAACGCAAUAGGGACUUCUUCCAUCGACAUAAUAUUUUGAAACUCUGUGGCUUGAUGAACAAGAGGGACACUUAA